Linum tenue is the source of this 2375-nucleotide messenger RNA. The record is from the annotation of a GenBank genome assembly. Lineage: Eukaryota; Viridiplantae; Streptophyta; Magnoliopsida; Malpighiales; Linaceae.
CACAAUCGAUUUUGUAUAUUGAUCCAUCUUUUCCUCAACCGCCGAAGAAAAGCCAAGCCCACAAUCGUUCCGAUGAUGAUGUCCGCACCACAUCAAAACCCCUUCUGUCAUUACAUAAAUAAAUCCAGGAAAGAAAAAGACACACUUGAUGCCCUCCGUCCCUCAUCUCCCGCCACGUGUAAGAAUCGACGGAUGGGGAUCCAUCCUUUCCCUCCAAAAAUUUCUCUGCCUCUUGCCUUUUUUGUCUCACUCCACUCCGGCACUCCGUCGCCAUGAAAACUUAUCCUUCUCUCUUUCAUUCUCAUUCGUUCGUAUUCUUCUCAGUAUAGCGCUCUGUUCGGCCAGACUAUAAAUAGAGCGAGCCAGUGCUUUGUUGAAGCAGUCACUGUGUCACGCUCGCUCACUCACUCACUAUUCUUCUGCUCCCUCCUCCUCCUGCUCUCACUCCUACCCAACCACGCGCUCACAUAAACAACAUAUAUAAUCAACAUAUAAUAAUUAAGUGGAAGAAUAGAAAACGAUUUCAUCCUUCCUCGGAAAGAAUGAACAUGGAAGAAUCGGCGGCUUUGGCGGCGGCGGGGAGUGACAGCAGUGGUAAUAAUGGGGUGGUGAAAUCGCGGUUCAAGAGGGUCUGUGUUUUCUGCGGGAGCAGUGUUGGGAAGAGAAACUGCUACAAGGAUGCCGCCAUUGAUCUUGCUGAGGAGCUGGUGGCGAGGAGGUUGGAUCUCGUCUAUGGCGGCGGGAGUAUUGGGCUGAUGGGGUUGGUUUCUCAAGCUGUGCACCGCGGUGGAGGCAAUGUUCUCGGGAUCAUACCCAGGACCUUGAUGUGCAAGGAGAUCACUGGUGAAACAGUUGGAGAGGUGAGGCCAGUAGCCGACAUGCAUCAAAGGAAAGCAGAAAUGGCCCGCCAAUCUGAUUGUUUCAUCGCCCUACCAGGUCGUGGGUACGGGACCCUGGAAGAGGUGCUGGAAGUAAUCACUUGGGCUCAGCUUGGGAUCCAUGACAAGCCGGUGGGUUUGCUAAAUGUGGAUGGCUACUACGACAACCUCCUUACCUUCAUUGACAAAGCUGUGGACGAUGGCUUCAUCCAGCCAUUUCAGAGGAACAUAUUUGUCUCAGCUCCUAAUGCCAAGGAGCUAGUUCAGAAGCUUGAGGAGUACGUGCCAGUGAAAGAUGGAGUCAUUGCCAAGGAAAGGUGGGAAGUUGAGCUGCAGCAGCAACCACCACAACAGCAACAACAGGUGGGGUUCAAUGCUACUUCUACUACUGCUACUACCAUCACUACUACCACUUUGCAGCAGACUGAGAUAGCUCUAUGAAUGCAAAAGGAAGGGCAGGUUUAGGGGGGACGGAAUUAAUGGAUGGAAAGAAAUGAAUAGUUAGGGGGAAAGGUGGGGGUUAGGCCCUUUUCUCUUUUGCUUUCUAGUCUGAUUUUGGGGUCAGAGUUGAGACCACCCAUUAUGGGUAUGGUGGUGUGGUUUGAACUUUUGAUUGAAUGACUUGGCUAAAAGAAAAAGUGGAGACUUUCUGUUUUUUUUCUCUUAUUCAUUUUAGUACAUGUACUGGCUAAUGAUGGAAGAAUAGGAAUAUGGUUAACCACAAUGAUCCAAGGUUGACCUCAGAUUAAGCUCUCUUUUGUAAUUGGAAAGUUCCUUUUGGGUGGUAUCAAUAUGUACAAAACAUAAGUGUUUUAUUGUCAUUAUUAUAAUAUAGGAUUCAUGAAAAAGCCAUAACCUAGAACUCCUUUGUCUUUUGCCUUUAUUUUUUUUGUUUCUGCUGUAGUGCCAGGAACCGUUAUUUGAUUGGUGCAAAGCUUGGAGAGAACAUUAGUGGUAAAUAAUUAGAAGCUACUAGUGGUGAGAACGAGGCAUUGGUCAUUUUACCUCUUUGGUGAAUGUAUGACAGAAAGGGCAGCCUGGUUUUGUUUUUGGGAUGAUAUUUUGAUCAGCCUGCCUGGUAGUGUACUGUUACAGCUCAUUUGCAGGGACAAUGGCCAAGGCCAUGGCAGGUCUUUUUUGUUGUGAGUUUGAACUUUGAACUGUAGCUGGCCUGGGGCAGAUUACCCCUUGAGGCUGUUUUGUAUUUGUGCUUUCCCUGUUAAAAGCACUGUACAUAGUGCAGAGAGAGAGAGAGAGAGAAUGAAUGAUGAAAUUGAAUGGUCUGGUGACAAAAGAGAGAAAAGGGAGGGGCUGGGUGACUCAUCAUGGUGAUGACCUUACCUAACACACAAAGAGAGAGAAAAUCAAGCUUGGUGUUUUUUUCAGAAUUUGCCAUACUUGAAGGGUUACUUGUCCAUCAUCACACACCUCCACUAUGGAUCUUCAUCUUCCACCACUGAGCUUCUUCUGGGCCUCUCUUCCCUCCAUUUGGGAAAU